AUGUCUGUCCUUGAGCUGCAUAAUCUAUGUGCCAUUACAGCAGCUGUUGUUGCCUUGUACCUACUCAAGACGUUGGUCAUCGGCUUGCGUAACCCUCGUGCACAUAUUCCGGGACCAUGGUAUGCCCGCUUCACGAAUCUACCGCACAACUACACACGCAUAAAAGCUUCAAAACACCGAUGGACGCAAGACUUGCACGCUCAGUAUGGGCCCAUUGUACUCAUGGCGCCCAAUGAGAUCGUCGUUAGUGACCCUGUGGUGCAUCAAAAGAUCCACGCCAUGGGCACCAAGUUCCUCAAGGGCCCUCUGUACGAAACCUCGAAGCUCGGUGAGGAGCACUCGCUUUUCAGCCUCAAGGAUCCCAAAAAGCACGCGGAGCGACGCCGGCUUUUCUCGCGCGCCUUUACGGUUGGUUCGUUGCGAAAGAACUGGGAAACCCAGGUCCGCGAACGGGUCGACCUUGCCAUCGAACUGAUUAAGCAAGACGCCACACAGGGCACAGCAGAUGUCUAUAAGAUAUGGCGCCUGCUCACUGGCGACGUGAUCUCGCAGCUCUCCUUCGGCGAGUCUUUCCACAUGCUCGAGUCUGGUGCCAAGACCAAUUACUUCGAGGCGUUGCAGUAUGCUGGCACAUAUCUCAUCUUGAAGCAUAUUCUCCCCUUCUUCUCGCUCUUGAGCUUUCUCCCUGUCAACAUCUUCAAGAAGAUGGUCGCGGCCGGCCAGAUCAUUCACGACCAAGGUACCACGGCAGUGGACAAUCUUCGCAAUUCCGGUGACAAGAACCGCAAUCUCUUUUCUGACAUGCUCGAUGCCAGCGAGAGCGGCGAGAAGCCGGGCCUAACCGACGAUGUGAUUCGCUCAGACGUUGCAUUGUUCAUGGUGGCUGGUAGCGACACCACGGCAGUGGCCCUGACUUACGUGGUUUGGGCUGUGCUAAGACGACCGGAACUACAGCGAAGAUUAGAGGAGGAAGUUGCAUUGCAGGACCAAGACUUCACAGACGAGACCCUGGAGAAGCUCCCGCUCCUCAACAAUGUGAUCGAUGAGAGCCUACGGCUUUACAACCCCGGGGGCGGGCCGCUGCAGCGCGUAGUGCCACCAGGUGGUGUGACGUUUCUCGGCCAUUACAUUCCGGAAGGCACUGUGAUCAGCACCCUCAACUGGAACAUCCACCGUAAUCCUGUGGUCUUUCCCAAUCCUGAGAAAUUUGAUGAGACACGUUUUGAAAACCCCACCGCUGAUAUGAAGGCGGCAUAUAACCCGUUCAUGCUGGGGUCCAGAAGCUGCAUAGGGGUACAUCUAGCCAAGAUGGAGUUGCGCUUAGCAAUUGCCAAAUUCUUUAGGGAAUGCAGAGGGGCUCGACUUGGAAAAGAAAUGACCGAGGAGAUGAUGGAGAUGCAACUGCAAUUCUUGUUCUUCCCCGUGGGAGGCAAACUCGAAGUCACUCUUCGCGAUGACGCCUAA
Molecule: messenger RNA, 1464 nt
Organism: Thyridium curvatum
Lineage: Eukaryota; Fungi; Ascomycota; Sordariomycetes; Thyridiales; Thyridiaceae
Exons: 3
Coding region: 1-1464 (487 amino acids)
Molecular function (GO): iron ion binding; oxidoreductase activity, acting on paired donors, with incorporation or reduction of molecular oxygen; monooxygenase activity
Source: RefSeq, a predicted model, not a curated record